CAUACUUCAGGGAGCAAAAUUUAUGACCCACCCUCAACCAAGAAUUGGAGCAAUGUCUCCACAUGAUGGCAUGCAGAGGCCAGGUGAAGCUCCUAGAACUCCAUCCUCUCCAACAGUUGAGCAACUUAUGCGAGGAGGGGAUUCAAGGUGGUCACUGAGUGCUAUGCAACCAUUAGGGAGGGAACAUGACAUGGAGGAUGAUCAUACACCACAUAGAAAAUCUGUUCUUGCCAAAGUGAAGGAGAAGGCCAGGAAAUGGCGACACACUCUGAGCAAGAAGAAGCACAAUGAGGAUGAUAAUGCUACACCCUCGUGGGGUGUUAGCUUGGAGGAUGAGGAUGAUGAAGAUGAAGAUCCUGAAUAUCUUGGAGCCCCAAUGUAUGAAUCAGAGAUGGCACCUGAGGGGUACAAGGAGACAGCUAGACAGCAUCCAAGAGCAAUUCCUGUGGUAUCUGAGAAGCAUAUUUUAACAAGCAGUGUUAGCAGUAGUAACUCUGAUCAAAAGUCUCCUAUUCCUGCUAAGGCUCCCAAGACAAUAACUGAAACUGUGGCAGAAAAACUGGCACCGGCUUAUGCCACAGUAACUGAUGCAACACAUGCCAUUGCUUCGAAAAUUCAAAGUCUCACUCUUACAAACACAGACGCGCAAGCACAAGCACCAGCACCAGCACCAGCAUCAGCACCAGCACUAGCACCAGCACCAGAACCAGAACCACCAGAACCAAACCUUGCCACAAAAGCCUCAUUAGCACCAAAACUUACAGCGAAGACAUCAAACCCACCAACAGCAAGUCCUAAAGCAAUGGCAUUAACUCCGCCAGCACUACCCAUUGCAACAAAACUAGGAAAACAAGCGCCAACUUCAAUGGAAAAGGAUGCACCAAAGUCAGCGCCUGCGGCAGCUAGAAAUCAUCCUAGUACCGGCGAGCAAAUAUGGGAUAAAGGGGUCUCAGUGAAGGAGUAUAUAAUGCAGAAACUAGAGCCAGGGCAGGAUGAGAAGGCACUUUCUCAAGUGAUAUCUGAGGCAAUUAGUCCAAGAAAAAGUCCUCGUGAUGCCAGUGUGGUGGAGAAGGUGAAAGAAGCUGUAACAUCUUUGCUCCGGAAUGAAGAGUCUUCAGAACGUACAGUUUAUCAUUCAGCUCAGAACUCAUCAUCACAGAUUCCCAUCUCAACCAAUGCUCAUGAAAUUGUGGAGGAAGAAAAUCAUGGAAGAAUACUUCAGGCAAACUGAAAGAGGAAGUCAUUGGCUAUUAAAGAAGUUCUAUGUACUGAUAAAGAGCUUAGCAAGAGUACUUUCCAUGUUCCGUAUUUCUGUUCUAAUAAUAAUAAUAAUCUGU
This is a messenger RNA of Hevea brasiliensis (rubber tree), 1337 nucleotides long. RefSeq lists its product as uncharacterized. Gene Ontology annotation, biological process: response to abscisic acid. The record is from RefSeq and is a predicted model, not a curated record. The transcript is spliced from 4 exons. Bases 23 to 1231 code for a protein of 402 amino acids. NCBI's taxonomy places the organism in Eukaryota, Viridiplantae, Streptophyta, Magnoliopsida, Malpighiales, Euphorbiaceae.